Molecule: messenger RNA, 1075 nt
Organism: Colletotrichum navitas
Lineage: Eukaryota; Fungi; Ascomycota; Sordariomycetes; Glomerellales; Glomerellaceae
Exons: 2
Coding region: 222-812 (196 amino acids)
Source: RefSeq, a predicted model, not a curated record
GAGACGAGACCGCGAAUGUUCGCCUCCUGAACCUUUCUCAUACUUUUCAUGGAUGGGAUGAGCAAAAGGAGACGGCGAGUGUAGGUCUGGCUGCGGCGGUGCUUUCGUAAACCAUCCGUCCGAGGUUCGGACUGGCCAAAAGUUGGACAGUUGGGUGGUUGGUUACACAGAGUCAUCUCAUCUUGCCCUUCGAAGCGUCGUGGUCGAGAUGGCUCAGCAUCAUGCAACGGCGGCAGGCUCAGAACUUAACGGCACCGCGUCGGCUUACCACUACAAUCUCGACCCCCCCUCGCCUCCGUCUUUGUCUACCGUCUUCCGUCUCUGUCCCCGUCGAAUUUUGCUCCGUAUUGCCAGGGGCCCUUGCAACAUUGCAACCCGCCCGUUCAGAGCGGGACUUCGCGCGCAGACAACGGCAAUCUCCAAUUCUAUCCCUGCCCGCACCACCACCACCACCACCACCACCACAUGCGGUACAAGCUCUCGACCAGACCCAAGAAAGAUGGAGGCGACGGUUCUUCUCGUGCUUUUCGCUUCUACAGCAUGCAUCCUUGAACCCAACCAAGGGCCAGGAACAAGAGGGUGGACGGAGGCCCCGCCAUGCACCUAAGCAGCCCAGGAGGUAUGCUAUCUGGGGUCCAAUUCGACCAGGGAUCGAUCCACUGGAAAGCUGCGUUGCUGGUGUGGGUGCAUGUAUGGGUGCGUAUGUGUAUGUAUGUAUGUAUGUAUGUAUGUAUGUAUGUAUGGUGUGUGAGUUUGUAUGUGUGCGUAUACGACACAGUUUUGCAAUGUGCAUAUUGCGUCUGCCCCGCUGAUUUGGCUGUUACUUUACCUACCGGUACCCUGCCUGGUGGUGUAUGUCUUCGUGGUAUUUCCUUCGUUACGCGCCUUAUAUAAUUCCCCGCAGCCCUUUGCAAAUCCUCGUGGCGUAGCUUGGGUUGUCUUACACAUCAUCACUCUUCAGGCAUAUAUGCAGACGACGCUUUGCCUGCUCUAUCCAGUAUAUAUCAUCUCAACCCUCAUCCUGGCCUACUUACGUAUCUCAAGCCGACAUCAAGUCAAACCUGCUUGCCUACCA